GAGACUCCACAGCUCGGUUGUCGUUGCGAAGGCAGUCUGUUACCGCGACGAACCGCGUAUAGAUAAUAUUGUCGCGAUCCGAUCCCGUCGACGGUUUUGUUCCCAUUGAUCAUAACCCGGGCCUCUUUUAUCAUUGCAGCUUGUUCACAGUAAAAAAAAGCUGACGGCGAUUUCCUGCGGGGCGUGAACUUUUCACCAGUUAAAGAGUUUCACUUUUAAUUGACUUUAGUGACGUAUCUCCACUGAGUCUCGAACAUUUCCUCCUCCAUCGAAGUAUCGGCGACAGUCACUACGUCCUUCGUGAAACUCAUCGCACGUCAUCGAGCAGUGACGUAAAUUGUGAAACGACGAUACACGACGUGCCAAUGGAAGAAACUGUCGCCAAGUUCACGAAUCAAUUGUAAAAGUACAUGAAACCAUUGUUUGUAUACUUCAUUUUUGAACUUUUAAGUGUUAAAAAUCCUCCUCGGAUUUUUUUAAUAUCGAAGACAGAUAUCAAGAGUCUGGUCCAAUCAGAGAGACUUCGGCUGCGCUUACGACCUUCGGGAUGCGUGUGGCGUCACCGGCAGUGGUGUCCGCAACAGUGCCGUAAAAUUGUGAUGAGAUCGUUAGUGUAUCUCGUGACUAAAUAGUAAUUAUUUGUAAAAUCAAUUUACCGUCCAUAAGAUCCUGGAAUGGUAUGUGCAGUCAGUUUGGUAAUUGUGAUAUUUUGUAAAAAUUCGUUGAGAAUUUUGCAUUCGAGCUGCGGCGAACAACUCUCGUCCGAGGAGAUGCCAUGUUGUCGUAGAUUGAUGGUGAUCGAACGUUGACAAAGUGACUACAGAGGAUAGAAGUGAUGAUUUGUGCGAGUGCACGGGCAUGGUGACAUUGGUGCAGCAACAUCAGCAAUCAGCGCCAGAAGAGAACCGGUAUCAAAAGGACCAAGAUCAGGCUAGCUGUAAUAUCGUUAUUGAGUGUGAUGAAGCUGAAGAUUGUAACGACGAGAUCGUGCAGUCCCCGAAAGAUAUUACAGCUGUUAUCCCCAGAGCCAGUAGUCUCGCAAGUUCUUCCACCCAAUGCAGUGAGAUAGAAAACUACGAUGAAGAAGAAGAAGAGACGGAUACAGACGAGGGUGACUGGAUACCCGAUUUAUCGGUACCGGCAGUGCUCCAGCACCACCAGCAAGUGACCACUGCGGAUGGUAAUUUGGUGCUUCCCAACGCUGACACAUCGAACUUUGGUGAUGUUCGCGUGAAGAACUCGACUAACGUGCACCUUGGUAAUAAAACGUUUUACAAAGGUCCGGUGACAAUAAAACAGUUUGUUUAUACAAAUCCGAUUCCGGUGCAAGAAAACGAAUUUGUUACAAGAGAUACUAAUCGCGUCUCAAAAUGCGAUACUUUCGAUUCAACGAAUGCAACUGACAUUACGCCCACUUUUUCUCAAAAAGAUUGGUGGAACUUUACGUGGAACGAUCGUGACACAAUAAUCGAUUUGGAUGAGACAGAAGACACUCAGCAACGAUAUAAAAAGUGUCUGACAAAGGUGCUAAACUGGUUAUGGAGCUGGAGAUGCGCAGCAUUUACGUGUAUGAUUGCUUUAAUUCUUGUAAUCGUUGUGACCAUUGCUUGCGUUUACUUUACACGUGAUACCAUUCCUCCGGAAGCCGUUAUCCCGCAAGUACCAGAUUCCAGACUUAAUGGUUCGAUAGUGAAGAAUGUACGGUUCAUUGAACGAAGCGAAUGGGGUGCUCAACCACCAUCAGAACCACUAAAAAAAAUGAAACUUCCGGUACCGUAUGUGAUUAUCAGUCACACAGCAACCGAGUUAUGUUUGUCGCAAUCAGAGUGUACGUUUCACGUACGGUUCGCGCAAACAUUUCAUAUCGAGUCUCGGAAAUGGUCAGACAUCGCCUACAACUUUUUGGUUGGCGGUGAUGGAUAUGCAUACGUCGGUAGAAGCUGGGAUUACAUGGGUGCUCACUCUUUUGGUUUCAAUAAUAUCAGCAUAGGUAUUUCUUUCAUCGGUACAUUCAACUCCGUUAUUCCGAACGCAAGCCAACUACACGCUGCUCAACAACUCAUAAAAGUGGGUGUAGAGGCUGGCAAAAUCGCGCCAAAUUAUAAAUUAUUGGGACACCGACAAAUUUCUGCGACAUUAAGUCCGGGUGAUGCUUUGUACAAAGUCAUUCAGACAUGGCCUCAUUGGUCUCCUUCACCAUGAACAACUUUUCUCUUCCAUUUUGUGAUAUAUUCUUGAAUCAAUGUAUUUCAUGUUUAUCUAAUCACUUUUAUUCGUUGCAAGUUUCAUCUGAGCCUUAUACAAUCUUUAAAAUCUACAUGAACAAAUGCAAUACUUACCGUUCACGCUUUUUUUAUGUAAUACCUGACAUAAUUUGCUUAAUGAUUGAAACGAUGAAAUUACUUAUUGGAAUGUAGAUAUUUGAUACUAUAAUUUAAAAUAGAAAAAGAAUAUUAAUAAAAUUGCGAUCUAAUUAGAUACAAGGAUCUCUUUUGUAGGUUAGACGAUACACGUCACGUAAGAAUUUCAUGUUCUCCAUAACAAAUGUGAUAUAUGAAUCUUGUUAUAAGAUAUUCAUAGUUACUGUACCUUACAAUGUGUAAAAUAUAAUAAUUUUAUGUAUAUAUAUAUACAUAUAUAUAUAUAUAUAUAUAUGUAAUAUAUAUAUAUAUAUUAUUCAAGAAAUAUUAAAAAUAAUAUUGUAUAUAGCGUGGAAACAAAAAGAAUA
This is a messenger RNA of Nomia melanderi (Alkali bee), 2728 nucleotides long. RefSeq names its product peptidoglycan-recognition protein LE. The record is from RefSeq and is a predicted model, not a curated record. Gene Ontology annotation, molecular function: N-acetylmuramoyl-L-alanine amidase activity; zinc ion binding. Lineage: Eukaryota; Metazoa; Arthropoda; Insecta; Hymenoptera; Halictidae. Gene Ontology annotation, biological process: peptidoglycan catabolic process.